Rotaria sp. Silwood2 is the source of this 777-nucleotide messenger RNA. Lineage: Eukaryota; Metazoa; Rotifera; Eurotatoria; Philodinida; Philodinidae. The record is from the annotation of a GenBank genome assembly.
AUGGAACGAACAGAAAUAAAUGAAGGUGCAACGGUUGGAGAAUCAGCUGUUCGUGAUCAUAAUGAUACAAAUACCAUUCGUAAUAAUGAUCAUGUUACUAUUAAUAAUAAUGACUCUGUUACUGCUAAUAAUAAUGAAUUGGUUAUUCUCGGUACAAAUAAAAAAAAUACACGUCGUAAUAAUAAUAAUAAUAAUAAUAAAACAGUUAUUUCUGAUACCAAUGAACCAGUGGUUAUUGAAAAAGAUGUCAAAGGUACGGUUGUUACUGUAAACCGAAUGAAACAUUACUCAUUUAUCAAACGUAAAGACAAAAUACAAUCUCGAGAUAUAUUUGCUCGUGAAGUAUCAAUUAUAAAUGAACCAAAUCAAAGAAAAUUUUUUGUAUCUGAUACAUAAGAUAUAGCAAAUAACACAUGUUUUGGUGGUGGUUUAAAUCGAUCUAUGCUUCAUCAAUUUCUUGGUUAUCAAGAAAUUCUUAUGUCUAGUAUAAACCAAUUAGCAGAAAAAGAAACUCAUAAAGAUUAUGUUCGACUUGUAAUGACUAAUGGUCAUUUUUGUUUUGUCGGUGCAUGGCAUAAUCGUCGAUGGCGGACAUAUUUAGUGUCUUUAUGUGUUAUGAUUGUAUUUACAAUUAGUAUUUCAAUGCUUUUUCGUUAUUCACAUUUUCAAAUAUUUCUUUUUAUUGCUGGUCUGUUACAUAUGAUUGAACAUAAGACACCAAUUGCAUUUCCUGCUGCACCAUUAUUAACAGCUAUAUUGGCAUUAAUUGGUAAUUAA